Molecule: messenger RNA, 2286 nt
Organism: Chelonus insularis
Lineage: Eukaryota; Metazoa; Arthropoda; Insecta; Hymenoptera; Braconidae
Product: ATP-binding cassette sub-family G member 4
Exons: 11
Coding region: 279-2186 (635 amino acids)
Biological process (GO): transmembrane transport
Cellular component (GO): membrane
Molecular function (GO): ABC-type transporter activity; ATP binding; ATP hydrolysis activity
Source: RefSeq, a predicted model, not a curated record
GGAGACAUGUGUCUUCAGCACCACAGAGCUAAGAAUCUGUCAGUCAGUUGUGGAUUUACUAUCAAACAACAUCUAGUUUUCUCUCCUAUUUCGACUAUUACCAUAACUAUUUCUAAACUGUGUAUUUAAUUUUAAACUUAUUAUUUUUUACAAUGAUCGUACGAGUUUUUAGAGUCAUCUUUGUCAUUAGUUUCAUUUAUAAUUAAGAACGUUGACCAUCCUUGGAAGCUUUUAAUUUUUUAACAAUCAAGAAAAGAAUUUAUUAAAAAUAAAUAACCAUGGAAGUUUUAAUGCAUGAAGCUUCCAACGUACCUCAAAUUCAAGCAACCAGUGAUUCAGUUCCAAAAUCUGAACAAACAUUCAACAAUUAUAGUCCAAUAUCUCAAUUUGUAAUCAAGAAGACUAAAGAGCAUGAAGCUGCAGAUAUUUCAUUCGAAGAUCUUUAUUAUAAAGUUUCUCUAGGAUUUCGAAAAGGUACUAAAGAGAUUUUACAUGGAAUUAAUGGAAGAUUACCGGCUAAACAGCUGAUUGCUAUCAUGGGACCUUCCGGGGCAGGAAAAUCUACACUUCUCGACAUCCUUUCCGGAUAUAGAUUAACUGGAAUACAAGGAACUGUUUAUGUUAAUCGAGUUGUUCGUGAUUUAGAUGCCUUCCGAAGAACUAGUGCAUAUAUUACUCAAGAUGAUCGUCUCCAACCUCUACUCACCGUUUCAGAAAAUAUGUGGGUUGCAGCUGAUUUAAAACUUGGAACAAAUAUUUCCAAACAGAAGAAAAAAUUAAUUAUAAAGGAGAUAUUAAUGACUCUCGGCCUUCAGGAUCAUUUGAAUACAAGAUCAGACAGACUGAGUGGCGGCCAAAAAAAAAGACUUUCAAUAGCUCUAGAACUCGUUAAUGAUCCUACUGUUAUGUUUUUAGAUGAACCCACGACGGGGUUAGAUAGUUCAACUUGUGUACAAGUUGUUAAUCUACUAAAAGUACUUGCUAAACAAAAUAGAACAAUUGUUUGUACAAUACAUCAACCUAGUGCUUCACUUUUUCAACUUUUUGAUCAUGUAUUAUUUUUAGCAAAAGGUAAAUGUUUAUAUCAAGGAGCUACUAACCGACUCGUCCCCUUCCUCGAAAACGUUAAACUUCCUUGUCCCAUUUACCACAACCCAGCAGAUUAUGCCAUAGAAUUAGCAUGUGGAGAGUAUGGUGACGAUAAAAUAGAUGUACUAGUUAAUGUAAUACAGAAUGGGAAGUCGACUCAGUGGUUUGAUAGUUCGAUUCCUGAAAUAGAAGACUUUCAAAUGGAUAACAGCUGUAUUGAGUCCAAUGGAAAAUUUAAAAGAAAACAAUCUUUGCAAGCAACAUCUCCAUUGCAUCAAUUGAAAGUUCUUUUAUUUCGAGGAUAUAUUAAAACUAAAAGAGAUGCCACUCUAACGCACCUUCGUUUUUUGGUGAAUAUCGUUACUGGAAUUAUGCUUGGAUCUUUGUUCAUCGAAGCUGGAAAUGAAGGAUCACGUGUUUUAGAAAAUUAUAAUCUUCUAUUUGCUAUAUUAAUGCAUCACAUGAUGACGUCUAUGAUGUUGACCAUUUUAACAUUUCCAUCAGAGCUUAAUAUUCUAAAGAAAGAACAUUUUAAUAGAUGGUACAGUUUAAAAAUGUUCUAUUUAUCAAUUACGAUCAUUGAUAUACCUGUUACAUUCAUCUGUUGUCUGGUUUUUUCAAUAAUUAUCUACUUCAUGUCUUGGCAACCCAUGGAGAUAACAAGGUUUUCAAUGUUUUUUACGAUAAGUUUACUCGUGGUUUUCGUAGCUCAGAGUUUUGGUCUUAUGAUAGGAGCCAUUUUCAAUGUAGUUAAUGGAACAUUUGCUGGACCAACUCUUUCUGUGCCAAUGAUGAUGUUUGCAGGUUUUGGAGUAACUCUUCGUGAUCUUCCAGUAUAUUUAAAGUGGGGUAGCUAUAUUAGUUACUUACGAUAUGGUUUAGAAGGCUAUAUAAAUGCUAUAUAUGGUUUGAAUCGUCCAAAUUUGAAAUGUAGUGAAAUUUAUUGUCAUUACAAGAACCCUGUGGUUUUCUUAAGAGACAUUACAAUGGCUCCUGAUCAGUUUUGGAAUGAUGUUAUAGCUCUUGUUUUAAUUCUCAUAGUUUCUAGAACAUUUGCUUAUCUUCUAUUACGAUGGAAACUAGUAGCUUCUAGAUAGGUAUAAUUUUUCAAUUAAACGUAUGUAAUAUUAUUAAUUUUAAAUGGGCCAUUAUUCGUCUUUAUUUCACUCGAUUGCAAUAAAUUUAUUUAUAAAAUAA